AAGGAGAAUGGGACAACAUCAACUCAUCAAGAAAUGGCAAUGGCAUACUCUUCAUCUUUCACCUCAUUUCCAUACACAAAACCACACACCCCAUCACCCUUAACCACAACCACAAAACCAUGGCUGCUGCCAGGCAGUGGCAGUCGUCAUGGGGGUCGGUUUUGUUUCUCCGUUAAAGCGGAGAAAUCACCCGAGUCUGCUGAUCCAUCUCCAGCUGCAACUGCUACUGAAACUCCUGCUGUUAAACCACUACCAAAGAAACCUGUUUAUUCCAUGAAAAAAGGACAGAUUGUUAGAGUAGACAAGGAAAAGUAUUUAAACAGCAUCAAUUAUCUAUCUGUUGGACAUCCACCUUAUUAUAAAGGACUGGACUACAUAUACGAAGACCGUGGGGAGGUGUUGGAUAUUCGUAUCUUCGAAACUGGAGAGUAUGCACUUAUUGCAUGGGUCGGGGUCCCAACCGCACCAGCUUGGCUUCCUACCGACAUGCUAAUCAAGUCUGACAAGCUCGAUUAUGAAAGAAUAUGAGCCAAAUCCACAGCUUCAAGAAACGAGCAUGCAAAUGGAUGGAUCUCGCUAUACGCUCUGUAAUUUGACUUUUAGUCAAACCCUUGAUGAUUUAACUCAUUGGCUAAAUCAUGAAAUGAAGUGAAUACUUGCAAUUACUUCUUUGUUUCUAAGUUCUAAUCGUCAACUCUUUUCGGAUUUGCUCGUUUGCGCAUGUUUACAAUGUUCGAAUUUUCUAUAGCAAAUUUCU
Messenger RNA from Helianthus annuus (common sunflower), 757 nucleotides. RefSeq names its product NAD(P)H-quinone oxidoreductase subunit O, chloroplastic. Lineage: Eukaryota; Viridiplantae; Streptophyta; Magnoliopsida; Asterales; Asteraceae. Bases 34 to 528 code for a protein of 164 amino acids. The record is from RefSeq and is a predicted model, not a curated record. The transcript is spliced from 5 exons. Gene Ontology annotation, molecular function: oxidoreductase activity, acting on NAD(P)H, quinone or similar compound as acceptor. Gene Ontology annotation, cellular component: plasma membrane.